Molecule: messenger RNA, 1776 nt
Organism: Mya arenaria
Lineage: Eukaryota; Metazoa; Mollusca; Bivalvia; Myida; Myidae
Exons: 12
Coding region: 1-1776 (591 amino acids)
Biological process (GO): homophilic cell-cell adhesion
Cellular component (GO): membrane
Molecular function (GO): calcium ion binding
Source: RefSeq, a predicted model, not a curated record
AUGACGUCACAGAAUAACAUCUCAUACUCCUCGACAUUGCUGGUGCCUCCACGCCACGUGAUGGUCAGUAUAGUCGACGUGGACGACUCACUUCCGGAGUUUCAGAGUCGGGACGCGGCAACGUCCGGCGGUUGUGUAGUCCCUCUAUUUAGUGCCGAUACCAGCGAAGACUAUAUGGGCGAAUUAUCGCUAUCCCCGGGCACGUUACGAGCGGUGGACGGAGAUAUGACGUCACAGAAUAACAUCUCAUACUCCGUGAUGCAUUCGGAACCAGACGACUACGACGUGUAUUUUCACGUCGACGAGGAAACUGGCCGCGUAAACAAAACACGGAAGAUGAACUCAACCGAUCCCAACAAAUACGUCAUUUUUGUAAAGGCUAUGGAAGACUCUCCCCAACAACAGUCACGGGUCGCUAUAGUCUCCAUAGUGGUGAUUGCACCUUCUGACCCCAACACAGACCCUCAGUCCUCAGUCAACCCCAUCGUCCGCCUAGUUCUCCAGAUCGCCACCGUCUUCAUCCUCAUGGCCUUCAUAGUUGGCUGUGUGGUCAUCUUUCAUCAUAGAUACCAGGUGCACCAUUCCAAGGUACAUUUUAUCAAUACCAACGAUAACAACGCCAAGGUACAGUUUGCCGUGUACCAAAGCUCCAAUUCAAGUCUAAACACGACAAUUCCUGACAAUCCUGCUAGCCCAAGUCAGGUUACACUUGAUAACGACCAUCUCACAGUUCCACAAUGGAACUACGCCACCGGGGCAGGCUUUGUUAAAUCCCCGAGCAGUACGUCACUAAACACAAUAAACACGCGCAGAGGUUCAGUAUAUUCCAACCAGUCGCAGAGAAGGAAAAUGGUGGUAGUUAAGAAAUCCUUAGAUACCAAACAAAGACCUGGAUGGAAUGCACCGCCAACGCGGCCUAAACGGACAUCGUAUAACCCAUUUAGUUCGACAUUGCUGGUGCCUCCACGCCACGUGAUGGUCAGUAUAGUCGACGUGGACGACUCACUUCCGGAGUUUCAGAGUCGGGACGCGGCAACGUCCGGCGGUUGUGUAGUCCCUCUAUUUAGUGCCGAUACCAGCGAAGACUAUAUGGGCGAAUUAUCGCUAUCCCCGGGCACGUUACGAGCGGUGGACGGAGAUAUGACGUCACAGAAUAACAUCUCAUACUCCGUGAUGCAUUCGGAACCAGACGACUACGACGUGUAUUUUCACGUCGACGAGGAAACUGGCCGCGUAAACAAAACACGGAAGAUGAACUCAACCGAUCCCAACAAAUACGUCAUUUUUGUAAAGGCUAUGGAAGACUCUCCCCAACAACAGUCACGGGUCGCUAUAGUCUCCAUAGUGGUGAUUGCACCUUCUGACCCCAACACAGACCCUCAGUCCUCAGUCAACCCCAUUGUCCGCCUAGUUCUCCAGAUCGCCACCGUCUUCAUCCUCAUGGCCUUCAUAGUUGGCUGUGUGGUCAUCUUUCAUCAUAGAAACCAGGUGCACCAUUCCAAGGUUAAAGUUAAAGAUAUGCCGAGCAACGAUAACAACGCCAAGGUACAGUUUGCCGUGUACCAAAGCUCCAAUUCAAGUCUAAACACGACAAUUCCUGACAAUCCUGCUAGCCCAAGUCAGGUUACACUUGAUAACGACCAUCUCACAGUUCCACAAUGGAACUACGCCACCGGGGCAGGCUUUGUUAAAUCCCCGAGCAAGAUUACGGGUAUCGAUCUCGGUAGCCCUUAUAUCGUUACGAGCGGUGGACGGAGAUAUGACGUCACAGAAUAA